AUGGCUGAAGACUGUGCAAACCCGCUGCUGGCGGGAUGGCUGAAGGAAUGGAUGGAUGAAGCAAAAGAACGCAACAGUAAAGGCUACACUGUUUACAAAAAAGCAUAUCAAUCCAUCAAAGCGUGCCCCCUGGCUUUCAGCCACCCCUCCGAAGCCCAACAACUGAACGGCCUGGGCCCUAAAUUAUGCGACCGACUUACGGAGAAACUCAAACAGCAUUGCGAGCGGAAUGGUCUAGUUAUGCCAAGCAAGAAAGGCCGGAGGAAUAGGACAUCAGAAGACUCGCCGCCAGAUGAGGCCCGACCGGACGAAGCAGAACAGUCCUCGCCAGUCCGAAGGAAGCGGAAGGCUCAGCCAUAUGUUCCAAAAUACAGGUCUGGCGCUUAUGGAUUGAUAGUCGCUCUCGGCACCUUGGACCGCGAGAGCAAUCAGGCCAUUCCGAAACCCGACCUGAUUGAACUGGCACAGCCUCACUGCGAUGCGAGCUACACGGUCCCGAGUGACCCCACGAAAUUCUUCACGGCGUGGAAGUCUAUGCAAACAUUGGAGUCAAAAGAGCUUGUGUGCACCAAGGGCCACCCGACGAAACGAUAUUACUUGUCCGAUGAAGGAUGGGAAGUCGCGGAAGGUAUACAAGCGAGCGCCGGCGGUCGGCCUGGGGCGGCGAAGAAGAAAAAAAAUCAGCGGGAAACUACAUCAACUCGUCGCGUGAACGCUUCAAGAACCGUCACCCCAGAGCCUGAAAAGCGGCAAACAGCUUCGGCUGCCCCAGUACAACCCAGCCGACUUGCCGGCGCUGCAGCUCGUCGAGCUUCUGAUGACUUGGAAGUAUUAUCGAUUUCCGAAAACGACAUGCCUGAGACAGACCCGGAGACGAGGUUCGUGCGCUCUGAUGGCGGAAAACUUGGUCGAGGACCGACAGGUUCCAACUCCUCCCUUGAGGAUACAGUCACCUUGCCAGCAGGAAGCUUCGAGGUGAAAAUGGUGCUGGAUAUGCGCGAAGUUCGCACAACCACUGACCGAGAUUAUAUCUCUGGGGAGCUGAAAAAGCAUGGUAUCACUGCGACCAUUCGCUCACUUCCACUAGGUGAUGUCUUGUGGGUCGCAGAAGUAAAUCCGCUCUACACUAAUAGUCUCAAGGCAGCAACUGUUGGCGACGAAGGCGACGACAAGGUAGAAAUCGUCUUGGAACACAUCCUGGAGCGCAAGAGGCUCGACGACCUGAUCAGCAGUAUCAAAGACGGACGUUUCCACGAACAGAAAUUCCGACUGCACAGGUCCGGGAUAAAGAAUGUGACUUACCUUAUUGAGGAGUACUCGAUCUCUUCCGAGAGAAGUGAGAAGUACGGCGAUGCACUGGAAAGCGCCAUCGCCAGUAUGCAAGUGGUCGACAACUUCUUUGUCAAGCAAACAACAAAGCUGGACGACACGAUCCGUUAUCUUGCCCGUAUGACCAAAACCCUCAAGGGACUGUACGAGAGCAAGGACAUCAACGUCAUCCCUGCUCAAAGCUUCGAAGCCGAGGCUGUUUCAUUAUUGCUGGAGCGGUUCAGAAAGAACUCUCCUGGGAGGGCCUUUGGCAUGACAUUCUCGGUAUUUAGUGCCAUGUGUGACAAGUCGGAGAGCAUGACGCUUCGAGAUGUCUACCUCAAGAUGUUGAUGUGUAUCAGAGGCGUGACUGGGGAGAAGGCAAUUGAGAUACAGAAAAUCUGGCCGACGCCGCGUGCUCUGGCCGAAGCUUUUGAGGCGCAAGAAGAGGGAAAUGCGCGGGACGCGAUGAUCAGCGAUCGUCUUGGGUCUACCAUCCCUCGGAAGAAGGUUGGGAAGGCAUUGAGCACCAAAAUUGCAGAGAUUUGGGGGUGA
Molecule: messenger RNA, 1863 nt
Organism: Fonsecaea pedrosoi CBS 271.37
Lineage: Eukaryota; Fungi; Ascomycota; Eurotiomycetes; Chaetothyriales; Herpotrichiellaceae
Exons: 2
Coding region: 1-1863 (620 amino acids)
Biological process (GO): double-strand break repair via break-induced replication; DNA catabolic process; resolution of meiotic recombination intermediates
Cellular component (GO): nucleus; Holliday junction resolvase complex
Molecular function (GO): DNA binding; crossover junction DNA endonuclease activity; 3'-flap endonuclease activity
Source: RefSeq, a predicted model, not a curated record